CAGAUCGAUUUGUAUUUAGGAAUUUCAACCAAUUUUAAAGCGGUCACAUUAACAAAGCUUUAAAUUACAGUAACUUCUUUUUUCCAAUAACUUCUUCACUUUUUUGUCGUCUUUGUGCUCGUGAAAAACUAAUUAUAAAAUUUACAAAAUGGAUCGAUACAAUCGUGUCUUUAGAGAUCCCGGGUCUCCACUGGCGCCAUUAACACCAAUUGCCACCGAAGAAGCUUUUACAUUUGACGAAGUCACGCCUACUGGCGGUGGUAGGAAGCAUAACGCGAGAUAUGGAAUUUUUGGGAUCCCGAAGGCCAAUAAUCUUACGGUUCCAUCACGCCGACACCCACAACCAUCAAAAAAGGGCUUAUCAAAUAGUAGUUUUCCCACUCGUUUCUCCAAAGAAUUUAUGCGCACGCGAUCGGUUUUUUCGCCAACGAGUCAAAGUACUCUUGCUGGGGAAUCCACACCAGCAGGCCAAUCCUGCAUUUCGAUAGAUUCGAAAUUACGGACAAAGAGGGAGAAGUUGGAUGUCAGGCUGCAGCAGGAGACGCGGCUAAAGCAGGAGGCAUCCAAGUUAAAAAGCGAGGCAUCCAGAGUGAAAAAAGAGGACUUCAAGAGCCCUAAGCCGAGUACUAGGCAUCCGCCACGCUACAAGCCCGGCUCCCCGGUGGAGCAUCCCACUUUGAGUCCCCGUGUCAAAUCCCUGCUGAACCGCACCGGAAACGAACAUCUAUCCGAACUAUUCACUCGCCAGGAGAUCGACAUCGAGGUGCUUAUUCAAAUGACCUUGGAGGAUUUGGCUGCGCUGGGCGUUCGCGGCGCCCGAGAGAUCCGAUUGGCCUUGAACAUUAUCCAGUUGGCCAAGCAAUUCUUUUAAUUGUAAUUUUAUGCGCAUUUUAAAUGUUUUAUGUCUUAUGGGUGUCAAUUUGUAUGUCAGUUUUAAUAAAUGUUUAAUGUAAGAAUAGAAGUUCAGCUUGAAA
This is a messenger RNA of Drosophila elegans, 974 nucleotides long. RefSeq lists its product as uncharacterized. Gene Ontology annotation, molecular function: protein binding. NCBI's taxonomy places the organism in Eukaryota, Metazoa, Arthropoda, Insecta, Diptera, Drosophilidae. The coding region runs from base 149 to 871 and encodes 240 amino acids. The transcript is spliced from 2 exons. The record is from RefSeq and is a predicted model, not a curated record.